CCGAAAUCGAAAAAUCAGGUUUCGUUAUCUGUAAAAAGAAAAGUAGAGAAAAAAAAAGCAAAAUCAUUAUACUCAAGUCUUUCCCUCUCCGUUCAAAUUUGAAUCUCUCGUUUCUCGCUCAUUCCCUUAACUCUCUCACUCUCCGGAUCGAUCUCGAAAGACGAAAGCUUUGUCAUUUGGGGGAAGCCAUGGCAGACUCAAAAUGGAGUUUCCUUCCCAAAUCCGUAUCUGCCCACUUAAACCCUAGAUCCGACAUCGAAAACGCUCCUCCUCUCGAUCCAAACAUCCAUAUUCCCCGAAACAAAUCUGUUUAUAAAUCGCCGGCCUUCAAGAAGAAGGUGGAUUCUUCCGACCGCCGAGGUCAAGUGUCAGCUUCUCGGCAAAGAGGGAUAACGGCAAUGAAAACUCGGAAUGAGGUAGAAGAAGCCUCGGAUCCACAUGUAAAGGUUAUGGUGAGGAUUAAACCUACAAAAGAGUAUUGCUGGACAGUGAAAAAAGUUUCCAAAGAUUCAUAUUCUGUUAGGGAUCGGCAAUUCACAUUCGACUCGGUUCUCGACUCAAAUCUAAACCAGGACGAUGUAUUUCAGCAAAUUGGUGUUCCUUUGGUUCGGGAUGCAUUAUCAGGUUACAACACUAGUGUGCUGUCAUAUGGAGAGAAUGGAAGCGGCAAGACCUACACAAUGUGGGGUCCAGCAGGUUCAAUGCUUGAGGAUCCAUCUCCUAAAGGCGAGCAAGGACUCGCGCCUCGAAUCUUUCAGAUGUUGUUUUCUGAAAUCCAGAGAGAGAAGAUGAAGUCCGGGGGAAAAGAAGUAAACUAUCAGUGCCGUUGUUCCUUUCUUGAGAUAUACAAUGGACAAAUCAGUGAUUUGAUCGAUCAAACCCAGAGAAACCUUAAGAUAAAGGAUGAUGCAAAGAAUGGUGUUCAUGUUGAAAACUUGACUGGGGAAUAUGUAGAUAGCUAUGAGGAUGUUGCUCAAAUAAUGAUGAAGGGCCUGUCAAGCAGAAAAGUUGGAGCAACUAGCACAAGUUUUCAAAGUUCUCGAUCACAUGUCAUACUUUCCUUCAUUAUCGAGUCUUGGAGCAAGGGAGCUUCGGCAAGUUGUUUCAAUACCACCAGAACGAGCAGGAUCAACCUUGUUGAUCUUGCUGGAGCGGGAACAAAUGAACAUGAUGCUACAAAGCAUUGUGUGGAGGAAGAGAAAUUCUUGAAGAAGUCUUUAUCAGAGCUGGGUCAUGUUGUAAAUGCUCUGGCGAAAAACGUCCACCCUGGAAUAGCUGACCGCAGUCUACACAAAACCUCCUGUUUGACGCAUUUGUUACAAGAAUCGCUUGGUGGCAACUCAAAACUCACUAUCCUGUGCAACAUCUUUCCGAGCGACAAAAACACAAAAAGAACAAUGAGCACCCUUCGAUUUGGUGAACGGGCUAAAUCCAUGGGAAACAAGCCAGUGAUAAAUGAGAUCUCGGAAGAAGAUGUGAAUGAUUUGAGUGACCAGAUUCGUCUUCUAAAGGAAGAACUUAUAAGAGCCAAAGCUGAUGCAUGUCCUUCUGUUGGGAGUGAAAAUGAUCACUUCGGAGCAAAGAAUGCUCGUGAAAGUUGGAAUCAACUAAGAGUUAGUCUUAACCGGUCUUUGAUGCUGCCAAAGAUUGAUAGUGACGAGGAAGAGAUAACGGUUGAUGAGGAUGAUGUAAGGAAGUUGCAUCAGCAGAUCAAGUCCUUACGUGGUUCAUACAACGAGAAACUAAAGAAGCUCCCUGUCAACAGAGAAUCAGUCAGCUCUUCCUUUGUAACAGCAUUCGGUGAAUCAGAGCUAAUGGAUGAUGAUGAGAUAUACUCAGAGGCUGAAGAGAAAGACCUGGGUGAAUCUUUUGACGAAGAUUGUGCUGCAACAACAAAUAAAUCAACUGAGAAAUCGAGGAUAAAGGACUUUGCAUUGGAAAACAACAUAUCAAUCAAUCCUUGCCGUCAAUCAUUAACCUUGCAAGAACCAAUCCAGUCAGAGUCUCCUAAAAUCAGAGACUCUCUAAGGAAGAGCAUAGCUCUUUCUUCCUCAUGUCUCAGGAUUCAGAAUAGCGUGGCACAGAGCAUAAGAUCCGUGUGUCUUGCAGAGAGCCAACAUAUCAGGGCAUCUUUACGUGGAAGCAAGAUAUUCACAGGUUCUACAGAAUCUCUAGCUGCAAGUCUGCGGAGAGGCUUGGACAUUAUUGAGAAUCCGCUGAACCCUGCAUCAAACCGAUGCUCAGUUUCUUUGUCUUCUGAUAACUUGACCAUGCAACCUUCCACAGAGAUACUGCAGGAUGAUCGACUGCCACUGUCACAACUCUGUCCUUCUUGCAGACAGAAAUCUGAGAACAACUGUACUGUUCUUGACAACUCUAAAUUAUCAAGCGUAGUUGAAGGAGGUGGAUAUCAUCAAGCGGAAGGGUUGAUUGAGAAGCAGCAGGAGCUUGAAAAUUUGUGCACAGAGCAAGCAGCCAAGAUUGAGCAGCUAAUGCGCCUGGUAGAGCAACACAAACUUCAAACUGAGAAUGAGACAGAAGAACUACUUCCUUCAGCAAAUGAAAACAAGCCUCUCGGCUGUAAUGAUGUUGUUGAGCGUGACCAAGCAGAAGUCAUAGUUGAAGAAUAUGAAGUAAAACAAUUCCCAGCUGACGACUCCAAUAAGACAAACUUCGAUGUUGGCGAGAAGGAGGCAUUGCUCAAAGAAAUUGAAGAUCUGAAAAGUAAGUUGCAGACGCGUGCAACAAUGUCCACCGACGAACUGAGAUCAUCUUUGUUAGCCCGUUCGUUUCAACUACGUAACAAGAAUGCUGGAAAAGACUUGGAGGAAGAACGACUUAGGUGCACAGAAAUGGAAAGCGAGUGGAUAUCAUUGACCGACGAACUCAGAGUUGAGAUUGAAACACAACGCAGGCGAGCAGAGAAAGCCGAAACAGAACUUAAACAAGAGAAACUGACUACUGAGGAGUUAGAGGAUGCACUUCAAAGAGCUGUUCUUGGUCAUGCCAGGUUUGUUGAACACUACACAGAGCUACAAGAGAAGUACAACGACUUAGGCUCAAGGCAUAAAGCAACAGUGGAAUGGAUAACAGAGUUGAAGAAGGCAGUAGCAAAGGCUGGGAAAAAAGGUUGCGGUUCCCGUUUCGCUAAAUCACUUGCUACUGAGCUCUCAGCACUUAGAGUAGAAAGAGAAAGAGAAAGGGAUUUGUUGAAGAAGGAGAACGUAAGUCUCAAGAUUCAACUAAGGGAUACUGCUGAAGCUGUUCAUACUGCUGGAGAAGUUCUUGUUAGACUCAGAGAAGCCGAGCAGACAGCAUCAUCUGCUGAGGAAAAGUUCAAUGAAGUAGAAGAACAAAACGAGAAGCUAACGAAGAAAAUGGAGAAGCUGAAGAGGAGACACAAAUUAGAAAUGGCAACAAUAAAACAGAAUCUAAAGCACAACACGUUGCCAGAAUCUGCAUUACAGCCUCUGCGUCAGAGGAACUCGGCUACUGAAGAAGGUAUGUAGAAGAACCAUACCAAAAGUGCAUAACUUGAAAAGACCCUUCUCGGAUCUGAUUGAUCAUAUACACACACAUCUGUUUCAUGUUUAUUAUCCAAUUUUCCACUUGUUGCUAAUAAAAAUAAUCAAAUGCCUUAUUCCACAAGGCACUUUGAUUAUUAGUAUCUUUUUUACUCAUUCGAGUUAUUAAUGUUCCAUAGUUUUUUAUUUGAAUAUUGCGUUUGUGGCGUGCAAACUGGUCUUUGUAUAAACGUUAAGUUGGUAAUUCAUUUAUUAUUUUUCUACAUUUAAAA
Thlaspi arvense is the source of this 3796-nucleotide messenger RNA. The record is from the annotation of a GenBank genome assembly. Lineage: Eukaryota; Viridiplantae; Streptophyta; Magnoliopsida; Brassicales; Brassicaceae.